CACAGAGCUCACAGGCGACAGCAGCGUUGUUUGUGUUUGUGUGUGUGUGUGUGUGAGUGCAGCAACAUCAUCAACAUGACUAUUAGAAAUGCUCUCCGGGACCAUGGACAGAGGUACCGACCGCGGAUGGCUUGUCUCAAACAGGCAGAGAAGGUGCUGCUGGAGAUGCAGGACCCCAACACGGGAGUCAAGUCACAGCCUCAGAGACUUGUUAUCACAACUAUACCACACGCUAUGACCGGUGAAGACAUAGUUGCAUGGUUGGCAGACAGAUUUCAAAUAGAUGCACAAGAAGCCAGAAACGUUGGCUCUAUGCUGGUGGCGUUAGGAUACAUCUACCCUUUACAAGACCACAAACGUUUAGUGAUCAAACCAGAUGCGUCCCUGUAUCGCUUCCAGACACCCUAUUUCUGGCCCACACAGCAGUGGCCUGUUGAAGACACAGAUUAUGCAAUCUAUCUUGCGAAAAGAAACAUACGUAAGAAAGGAAUCUUAGAGCUCCACGAGCAGGAGCAGUACAACCAUCUUCACAAGUGGAUGAAUCAUAAAUGGGACUUCAUCGUGAUGCAAGCUAAAGAACAGUACAGAGCUGCGAAAGAGAGGAAGAAACCAGACCGUGUGGUGUUUGAGUGUCAGGAGAGAGCCUACUGGGUGGUUCACAGGCCUCCGCCAGGGACAGUGAGUGCCAUGGACUACGGACUGGAUCGAAGAACAGAUCCUAAUGCAGACGAGGCUCAAACUCCUGAUUACUACGAGAGAAUUAUGAUCUUCACGCAGCAGGCCAUCAUGAGGCCCAGAGUGAAGUCGUCUGUGUCCAUUGGCGCAUUGGUGAAGUACUGCGCUACCUAUUGUGGCCAUGACCCUUUUCUGUCCAAGUGUCUUCCCAGUAACCCCUGGCUCACUGACGAUACGACGUAUUGGACCCUGAACAUGCCAAACGUGGAAACGCCAUCAAAGAUGCGCGUGGAGAGGUGGACGUUCAGCUUUAAAGAGCUGCUCUCAGACCCUCGAGGACGAGAUGAUUUUAGGCUCUUCUUGAAGAAAGAAUUCAGCGGUGAGAACUUGGCAUUCUGGGAAGGUUGUGAGGAUUUGAAGUGGGGCACUGCUGCGACAAUGAAGGAGAAAGCAGAGCAGAUCUACAAGGCAUUCUUGGCUCGUGGCGCACCGCGAUGGAUCAAUAUUGAUGGAAAGACGAUGGAAAUCACUGUGAAGGGCCUGAAACACCCACACAGAUAUGUUCUGGAUGCAGCACAAACUCACAUCUACAUGCUAAUGAAGAAGGACUCUUAUGGUCGGUACCUGAAAUCUCCAGUUUUUAAGGAUACGAUCAAGAAGGCCAUCAAUCCUGAGGAGCACAAAUUCAAUGAUUCACAGCUGGAGCAGAACGCCAGGAACAGACGGCCCAGUCUCAGCCCCAUCAUCAUCCGACAACAAGAGCAGGAGCAAAGGGCCAAGAUGGCCGCCAAUGCCCCCGUUGACAUCACGCAGGUCAUGAGCAAACUCAGCAAGCAGGGCAAGGAGGUUCCCCCUCGUCCUCCUAACAAAUAAAUGCAAACGCAAA
This is a messenger RNA of Nematolebias whitei (Rio pearlfish), 1561 nucleotides long. RefSeq names its product regulator of G-protein signaling 9. The transcript is spliced from 17 exons. Lineage: Eukaryota; Metazoa; Chordata; Actinopteri; Cyprinodontiformes; Rivulidae. Bases 76 to 1548 code for a protein of 490 amino acids. Gene Ontology annotation, biological process: intracellular signal transduction; G protein-coupled receptor signaling pathway; regulation of G protein-coupled receptor signaling pathway. The record is from RefSeq and is a predicted model, not a curated record.